Cooperia oncophora is the source of this 531-nucleotide messenger RNA. Lineage: Eukaryota; Metazoa; Nematoda; Chromadorea; Rhabditida; Trichostrongylidae. The record is from the annotation of a GenBank genome assembly.
UCACUAACUGAUUACAGUAACCGACGCCCUGCUGCCGACAUACCCGACGAUGCAAUCAUUGUUCGUGGUACUGGCGAUCCAUUUUUCACUCCACCCUCCCGUCCUCGUAAAAAGAAAUUAGGAUUAGGCCCCGAUCCCUCCGCAUGGAUAGACAAAAUUAGACGCGGCGAAAUCUUGCCAGGCACCAGUAUUCAAACGAAGAUGAUGAGGUUGGAGACGGUACUCAAAAACAACGAAUUUUCUUUGGAAGAAAUUUUUGAGCAGGCACGAACGAUCGCCUUCGAAAAGUUCGAUUGCCCCAUGUGUAGAUCGCAGUUCUUCUCAAGAGCGGAAUGCUACGAUCAUUUAGAAAUUGAACAUCCGAUGGCGCGAAUAGAAAGGCCGUUGUUUUGUGAGAUCUGCUUAAAAGUAUUUGCUGAUCGUAAAUCUCUGGAACAGCACGAAAGUUACCAUAAACGAGUCCAUCUUAUGAUAGAUAACAACGAAAUCGAGGUGAGAACAAUCUUUCCAUAUCAGAAGUACUGCUACUGA